Messenger RNA from Clarias gariepinus (North African catfish), 1092 nucleotides. It is a transcript of the gene derl2, whose product is annotated as derlin 2. Gene Ontology annotation, biological process: endoplasmic reticulum unfolded protein response. Gene Ontology annotation, molecular function: ubiquitin-specific protease binding; misfolded protein binding. The record is from RefSeq and is a predicted model, not a curated record. NCBI's taxonomy places the organism in Eukaryota, Metazoa, Chordata, Actinopteri, Siluriformes, Clariidae. Bases 29 to 748 code for a protein of 239 amino acids. Gene Ontology annotation, cellular component: endoplasmic reticulum membrane; Hrd1p ubiquitin ligase ERAD-L complex. The transcript is spliced from 7 exons.
UGUAACAGUCGUCAGGGCAAAGCAAAAAAUGGCUUACCAGACGUUCCAGCAGGAGUAUUUACAGAUUCCGGUGGUUACAAGGACGUACACGACUGCCUGUGUGCUCACUACUGCGGCUGUCCAAUUAGAGCUCAUUACACCUUUUCAGCUGUACUUCAACCCCGAUCUGAUAUUAAGGCACUACCAGGUAUGGCGACUCGUGACCAACUUUCUAUUCUUCGGUCCCGUCGGCUUCAACUUCUUGUUCAACAUGAUAUUUUUAUACCGUUACUGUCGAAUGCUGGAGGAGGGCUCGUUCCGAGGCAGAACCGCUGACUUUGUCUUCAUGUUUCUGUUUGGUGGCCUUCUCAUGACUAUAUUUGGCAUGUUUGUGAGUCUUGUGUUCCUGGGCCAGGCGUUCACCAUCAUGCUCGUGUACGUGUGGAGCCGACGGAACCCUAACGUCCGCAUGAACUUCUUCGGCCUGCUCAACUUUCAAGCCCCCUUCCUGCCCUGGGUGCUCAUGGGAUUUUCCCUGCUCCUGGGAAACUCCAUCAUCGUAGACCUUUUAGGCAUUGCAGUGGGACAUGUGUAUUUCUUUUUGGAGGAUGUAUUUCCCAACCAACCCGGUGGAGGACGAUGGUUAAGGACUCCUUCCUUUCUCAAAAUGCUCUUCGACACACCAGAGGAAGAUCCAAACUACAACCCCCUGCCCGAGGAUCGGCCCGGUGGGUUCGCCUGGGGCGAGGGUCAGCGUCUCGGGGGUUAAACCCCAGCAGCACCGCCACUCCAAGCACACAUUCAUGGACUCCUACUCGUAUUCUCUUGUGCUGUAAGAAAAGAUCGGGACUUCGAGACUGCACUGCGGUGUACGUGCGGGUACUUUCUGUCCCCCUUCCAAACUGCUUGCGAGACCCAGACUGACACUCGGACUGCUCGUACGGGUUUAAGACCGAAGGCAGGAAGAUUCAGCGCUGUUGCUCUUGCAGUUUGUUUGUUUUUUCCUCCGUCGUGUCGUGGAACAGUAAUCACUAAUGUGGAGCUACUGCGAAACGCUGGAUUGACUGAAGCCAGAACAAUUGUAAUUUUACUUACUUUUUUUUUUUUUUUUUU